CGGCGGCUGUUGUGGUCUUUGCUUUGCUGAUAAGUCUGGCUAGCAGGCCAUGGCGUUGCGAUGUCGAUCACUGGUGUCCCUCUUGUUAACCCUUUUCCCGCCAAGUGCAUCAUGGACAGCUGUCCGGCCUACAUUGCACUCGCCGAGCAGUUCAACAAGAAGCAACCAAUUUGCCUCAUCUGUAGUCCGGCCGCAAUUUCCCGCGGUGUGGAGUCGGCGGGCAUGCCGAUCGAGAGGGGCGUUGAGGAUGGGAGCAGGGAAGGAUGAUAUAGAGGAAGAAGUAAGGGAGAUGAGGGCAUCGAAGAUCAAGCUAGCGUUAGAAGAGAUGAGCGUGCCCACCACGGGCGUUUUUGAGAAAGAAGGCUUGGUGCAGCUUCUCGUAGCGGAGAAAAUCCGCCGUCUUGGCGACACGCAGCAGCCGCCCCCACCAGCUCCAACACCCUCGCCCUCGUCCCAAGACAAGCGGGCGUCGUACGAGGGAGG
This is a messenger RNA of Ectocarpus sp. CCAP 1310/34, 483 nucleotides long. The record is from the annotation of a GenBank genome assembly. Lineage: Eukaryota; Phaeophyceae; Ectocarpales; Ectocarpaceae.